AUUUGGAUGCUACUGUGUAUAAGUAGUAGUAUAUAUCCAUUUUUCUUUUCGUUCUGGCAAGAAGUUCCCACAGCUGAGCUCGAGACAACCUCCGAGCGGAUUCAUGGCGCGCACUUAUACAUUUCCUGGUGUGGCCGUCAUCACUGGAGCGGGUGGGACUGGUAUCGGAGCAGCAGUUGCAAGAAGUUUUGCCUCCGCGGGCUGUGACAGAAUCGCGAUCACAGACCUUAACCCGAUCUCAUUAGACGAAACCAAACAAGCAAUCCUUAGCUCCUACCCUCAAGCUCACCUCGUUGUCCGAGCGGGAAAUAUCGCCGAUGAACAAUUCGUGGACUCAUUUAUUGGCGAAGUCGCCCAUACUUUUGGUCGGUUGGACUACGCAGUGAACUGCGCCGGAAUCUUCGGAGAUGCUCUGCGAUCGACAGAAAUGUCGACGGAGACCUUUGACCAAAUCAACAAUGUCAACUAUCGAGGAUGCUGGCUAUCUUCAAGGGCAGAACUGAGACAGAUGAUCAAUCAGGAGCCACUACCGAGCCAUGAUCCCAGUCGCCCUCCUCAGAGGGGGGCUGUGGUCAAUAUUGCAAGCCAGUUAGGGUUGGUUGGUCGUUCUAAGGCUCCUGCCUACUGUAGCUCCAAAGCUGCCAUAAUAGCCAUGACACGGUCUGACGCUAUAGACUAUUCACAAGAUGGUAUCAGAGUGAAUUGUGUCUGUCCUGGUAUAAUCGAGACACCGUUGACCACACACAGCGAAGAAAUUCGUGAGAGACUGAGGCCCGCCGUGGAUAUUGCCCCAAUGAGCAGGAUGGGGCAACCAGACGAAGUCGCGGAUACUGUGCUGUUCUUAUGUUCCACAUUCGCAUCUUUUGUGCAGGGCCAUGCCUUGGUUGUGGACGGGGGAUAUAUACUCAAUUAGUGCAACACUGAUGAAGUGAGGUUGGCAUGCACGAAAAGUGCUUCUAUGCGCGACACAGCAAAUUGGUUCUUGCUCUAUUAUUAACAAUAGGUGAAUAAGUUAAUAACUAGUUAAGGUUCC
This is a messenger RNA of Aspergillus pseudonomiae, 1033 nucleotides long. Its product is annotated as SDR family NAD(P)-dependent oxidoreductase. Lineage: Eukaryota; Fungi; Ascomycota; Eurotiomycetes; Eurotiales; Aspergillaceae. The record is from RefSeq and is a predicted model, not a curated record. The coding region runs from base 104 to 913 and encodes 269 amino acids. The transcript has 3 exons.